This is a messenger RNA of Gymnodraco acuticeps, 1558 nucleotides long. Its product is annotated as fibroblast growth factor-binding protein 1-like. The record is from RefSeq and is a predicted model, not a curated record. The transcript is spliced from 2 exons. Gene Ontology annotation, molecular function: growth factor binding. Lineage: Eukaryota; Metazoa; Chordata; Actinopteri; Perciformes; Bathydraconidae. Gene Ontology annotation, biological process: cell-cell signaling. Bases 87 to 776 code for a protein of 229 amino acids.
CAUGUGAGACCACAGAGAGCCACAAGAAGCAGAUUUACGCACAGCAGCACGAGUUAUUCUGGGUGAUAAUCUGUCUAAAAGAGGAAAUGUUAUUCCUGACGACUGUCGCUCCCUGGCUGCUGUUGGCCUUCCUCGGGCAGCAGGUCUCUCUCUCCUCCGGUGCGCGCAAUAAGCACCGAGGAGCAGACAAGACGGUGACCGCAGCCCCGGACAAAGCGCCCAGGAGCGGGGACAAGUCUGCCGCAAACGGCCGGGGAAAGUUCUCCAUCAACAACAACAUGCAGUGCACGUGGGGGGCCAAAGCAGUCGGGGACGCGGUCAAGCUGUCGGUGAAAUGCGAGGACCGGGAGGCGCGCAUCAAAGGCGGAGUCACGGAUAUAAAGUGUGAAUACAACGGUAAACCUCAGAGCUGCGCGGGAUACAAGUCCAACAACAAGAGCUUCUGGAAACAGGUGGCGCGUGCGUUCAAAAAGCUGCAGGGCAAAGUGUGCAGCGACGAGAGCAAGCUGGUGAGGGCUGGCAUUUGUAAGCGCGCGCCCAGGGAUGCGCACUUCAAACUGGACAUAAUGAGCUCUGUCAACCUCACUCAGUCUGGAGAGCCGGAAACUCACUUGCCACCACCGCCGCAGGCUCGCGCCACCGCUGCAGCUCCGGUCAAACCGACCGCAUGCACAGCGCGCGUGAACCAUCUGAAAACAGCUGAAGAGAACUGCAGCGGCUCGUGGGCCAGCGUGUGCAACUUCUUCCUGACCAUGCUGCAGAGCAAGGACUGUUAGAUCCGGGUCUCACAGGAGGACAAGAUCAGACUGAAGCAGGAGUUACUUUAGGACUCAUUGUGCUUUUAAACAGCAGCAACAAGUCUUUCUUUUUUUUAAUCAAUAAUCAGAUUUUCUCUCCAAUAUGCCAUGUUUACAUGACGCAUGUGGAUAUUAUCAGGUGUUUAUAAAGUCAUUUAUAAUCGAUGAAGAAAGUGCUUUUUCUAAAGUACUGUCUUAAGUCCAAUGCUUACUCAGUAUGUUCAUGUUAUGCUACUUUAUACUGGACUUCAGAUUCAAAAUGUUCUGGCAAUUUUAGCCUCUUUGAAAAUGUUCCUUCAAAACGUCAUGAGAUUAUAACGUGAUUGUGUUUAGCUCCACCUUGAGCCAUUGCAUUAGUAAAAAAAAUAAUCAAAACAUUUGAUAAAGAUGUAAAUACUUUUUAUACUUGAGAUACAAUUUUCUGAUGAAUUUUUCAAUUGUCUUUUUUAAUAUUUUGUUUUGGCUUUUCAACUUUUCGAUGAACCCCUUGCACUCCAAAGAUUUGUGACCACUAAACAAACAAAAGUGGAAACAGGCCACAAGUUAAUGUUGCUCUGAAAUGAUUUUUCACCUUGGCUCUUGAGAACAUUUGUUUUACUUGAGUAUUUGUAUGUGUUAUUGCUUUUAUACAAUCUGUUUAUCACACAGAACCAAAGUUUGAUUAUUAGAGCGGUACUUGUAUUUCUACCUCUGGUAACCUUUAUCAAUCAACCAUGUAAACACCACUGUAUUUGUGCACCAAAAUAAAUAUUUUCUAUUUA